Molecule: messenger RNA, 5004 nt
Organism: Dromiciops gliroides (monito del monte)
Lineage: Eukaryota; Metazoa; Chordata; Mammalia; Microbiotheria; Microbiotheriidae
Gene: SLCO4A1
Product: solute carrier organic anion transporter family member 4A1
Exons: 12
Coding region: 268-2481 (737 amino acids)
Biological process (GO): transmembrane transport; sodium-independent organic anion transport
Cellular component (GO): membrane
Molecular function (GO): protein binding
Source: RefSeq, a predicted model, not a curated record
GAAAAUAGGGGCGGAGUCUCAGAGAAAGGGGAUGAAUGAAGUCAAAGUGGGCAAAGGGGGAGGCGGUCAGAACGUGUAGUAGCAGCCUGCGGCCGGUGGCUGAAGAGAGGUACGCGACUGAUGCUGAUGAAGUACAUUCAGAAGCACACGGAUCAGAUACUUAAAGUUUAACCAGUCCUAUUAUCAUCACUUUUUUUUUCCUUUAAAUUCUGGAAAUCAAAUCAUUUGCAGACUGUUGUAAACACUGAAAGCUAGAUUCUCCUGUUGAUGGAAAUGCCACAAAAUCCAAGAGGAGAAAACACCUUCAUUUCAGCCCAACCGUUUGUCUUUUCCAGCGUACCCACUCCAGUUGAGAAUGGAUUUGACAUCGACUCUCCCGCCACAAAAGAGCUAUGCACACCCUUGAGCAAUGGCACCAUACUUUCAAAUGCUAACAGUCCUUUAGACUCCUGCAUGCAGCCCCUCUGCAAUGCCGCAUCUGGCAAAUCCAGCCCUUGUAGUGAAGGAGUCAAAUAUGUGUCUUCACAGGAAGAAAACAUUGCCUGUGGCUGGGGGGCUUUCACUCCUGAUUGUUUACAGUUUUUCAAUACACCCAAAGGAAUACUCUUUUUCCUCUGCAUAGCCUCCUUUCUGCAGGGGAUGACAGUGAAUGGCUUCAUCAACACCGUCAUCACCUCCAUAGAACGUCGUUAUGAUCUCCACAGUUACCAGAGUGGGCUUAUUGCAAGUUCAUAUGACAUAGCAGCUUGUGUCUGUCUGACCUUUGUCAGCUACUUUGGAGGCACUGGACACAAACCUAGGUGGCUUGGAUGGGGGGUGUUGAUAAUGGGGCUUGGCUCCUUUGUUUUUGCUUUGCCUCAGUUUACCACUAGCCAUUAUGAAGUGAACUUCUCAGAAGAGUCUGGAACUUGUGGCUCAAAUAAAAAUGUAUCCUGUACAGAAAGUACCUCAAGUCUCUCCAACUACAGAUUUGUCUUCAUGCUUGGGCAAUUCCUUCAUGGGAUUGGUGCAACACCACUAUACACUCUGGGAGUGACCUAUCUCGAUGAAAAUGUCAAGUCAAACUACUCUCCAGUUUACAUUGCGAUUUUCUAUACAGCUGCAAUUCUUGGCCCUGCAGCAGGUUACCUGAUUGGAGGAGCACUGCUGAACAUUUACACUGAAAUUGGCCAACCGACUGAACUGACUACAGAAAACCCUUUGUGGGUUGGGGCCUGGUGGAUUGGGUUCUUGGGGGCUGGGGCAUCUGCCUUCCUCAUUUCCAUCCCCAUCCUUGGCUACCCUCGUCAAUUGCCAGGAUCUCAGCGCUACGUGGUAAUGAGGGUGUCUGAAACUCAUCAGUUAAAGGAUGGGAGCCAUAAGACAGCAUCUGAUCCAGAUUUUGGGAAAACAGUCAAAGAUCUGCCUCUCUCAAUCUGGCUGCUGCUGCGGAACCCUACAUUCAUCCUGCUCUGCUUAGCUGGGGCAACGGAGGCCACCCUCAUUGCUGGCAUGUCGACUUUUGGACCCAAGUUCCUCGAAUCACAGUUCAGUUUAAGUGCUUCUGAAGCUGCUACCUUAUUCGGUUACCUGGUGGUGCCAGCAGGGGGAGGAGGUACAUUCCUGGGUGGAUUCUUCGUGAACAAAUUUAAACUCCGAUGCUCAGGGAUUAUCAAGUUCUGCCUUUUUUGCACAGUGAUAAGCCUGUUAGCCAUCUGCAUAUUUUUCAUGCACUGUCCGAACAUGCCUGUUGCUGGCGUGACACAUAAGUAUAAUGGGAGCAUCUUGCCAGAAGGCAGUCUACAGCUGUUGGCUUCCUGUAAUGAGAAGUGUGGGUGUCUGAGGGAGAUCUACAGUCCGGUGUGUGGUAUAGACAAUGUAACGUACUACUCUCCCUGUCAUGCUGGGUGCUUCAAAGUGUCUACACUUGCAGAAGGAGGCAAGAAGGUUUACCGUGACUGUAGCUGUAUUCUUCCUCAGCAUUUCCCCUCUAAUUUGGGUCACGCUACAGCAGGGAAAUGCACUUCAUCUUGUCAGAGAAAGGCCCUUCUUCUGGUUUUCGUAUUCGCUGUAAUUUUAUUUACAUUCCUAAGCAGCAUCCCUGCUUUAACUGCAACUUUACGGUGUGUCUCUGACCGGCAGAGAUCCUUUGCACUAGGAAUUCAAUGGAUUGUAGUACGCACUCUAGGUGGAAUUCCAGGCCCAAUUGCCUUUGGCUGGGUGAUUGAUAAAGCUUGUUUACUCUGGCAGAACCAAUGUGGAGAGCAGGGAUCCUGCUACAUUUAUCAGAACUCUGCCAUGAGCCACUACACUCUUAUUGCUGGAAUUGUUUACAAGGUGCUUGGGAUUAUUUUCUUUGGCUCAGCCUUUUUGCUGUAUAAGCCACCAAGAGAUUCCCCAGACUCCCCAGCAGUAACUCCACCCAGCAGUUCAAGUGCUUCUGAAAACACCACUGACCUCCAAGAGCAUGGCUCUGUCCUAAAAACCCAGAACGGUGUUUAAAUGUCACACUGUCUCUCUCCAUAACAGCCCCAUAUCUCUCUGUAUUGCUGAAAUCCCCAUUUGAUUUCAUAAUUUACAUCUGGACCCAAUAGUUUGAGUAUUUCUCAGAAGGGCCAACCCAGCACUUACUUGUUCUUAAUGGAAUUGAUAAACCAUGCUGAUGUUCUCCGAUCCAUUUUUACCCUUUAAAAAAGCACAUAUUGGACUCUCAUGUUUGAGAGUAACUGAAGCACUUCAUAAUAUGGAAACAACCUUAUGGGUUAAGUUUUGAUUUUCUCAGUGAAGAAAAGCACGUACAGGCAUGAAAGGAGAUGGUAGAGAAGCAUGGAGCUUGUCCUGGACAUAGGAGAAAAGCAUGAAGGUCCUCUGUCUCUUCAUAAGAAUAGGUGAUAGCAGGAAAAAAGAGAUCAAACAGAGGAGAGAAGAAGGAAAGAACCUGGACUUCACAGGAAGGCAGGAGGGGCCUGUCUGAAUCUACCACCACCAUCACCAUGAGUGACUUCAUAGUCACUAUUCAGCAGAUGUCAUAAAUGGAUUCCUUUUUGACCAUAGGAACUCAGCCAGGUCAGCACAAGGAAUGUCAGGGCCCACCUUGGUCCUCCUUAUGUUCUGUCACUGCCAAAGCCUCUAAUCGGCCACCCCUUCCUAAGCUCCUCUGGUUCUUCAACUGUGGUUUCUAUUUCAGUGUACUUUAUUUGAAAUAGGUGGUCUUGGAAGACACCUAAGGAUUCACUUGAAUGCAUUGAAAGCUUUUUUUAAAAAAUAGAGACACAAAGAUCUAUGCAAUUUUAGAUUAGCUUUUUAAAAAUUAUAUAUAUAUAUAUCAAAUAGCUGAGUUUGAGAAUAUGUGUGAAUUUUGGAAUUUGUUGUUGGAGUAUUCUUUUGAAGGAAGAGUGGAAAUUAAUUUGAUGGUGUCCUCAUAGGUUCCCUGAUAUGUAGACUUAAAAAAAAACAUUGUGCUGUAUUUUUAUUGAAUCUUAUUGGUGAAUGUAUAAAAUUAUUAUUCUUUCUUGGAGAAAACUACUGAUGAGCUAUCUAGUAAGAAGAUAGAGCCAACCCCCCCCCUCUGUGUGUGUCUCUCUCUCUCCCUCUGUCUCUGUCUCUCUCUUUCUCUGCCUCAGAUUUGCACACAUAAGCACAAUUUGUAUUUGUGAACAUAUUGCUCAUCAUGACUUCAAUCCUAAGUGUGACAAAGAAAACUUUCCCACCUUCAACUAGACACUCUGAAAGCGCUUUUAAAAGGCAGACCAUUGAAUCAGGUAGUGGUUGAUUAUGGCCUAAGUUGCCCCCACUUUGUUUUAUAUGUGUGUGUUUCAACAAAGAAAGGUAUAUAAGCAGUUAAACUACAAUAUCAUGAAAAAUGGUUUUGCUGACCACUACAAUGUAGAAGAACUGCCUGUAACCACAUUGCCCCAACUCAAGCACUCACUGGGAUUCUCCUUGACCAUAUAAAGUCUACAGUGACUACUUGACUUGAAUUACUGGGCCUUUGAGAAUGAGAGCCAUUCACACAGAUAUAAUGGGAUAUGUUUUAAGUGAAUAUUUAUGAAGCUGCAGCUUUUAGGUCUGAUAAACCAGUGUAUAGGAAGUGGGACAAAACUGGCUGCUCAGAUGUGAAGCUCACAUGUGCUAGUAUGAAAUCAGGAGCUUAAACUUCAUAAACAUAUGUAUGCAUUUACUAAAGUGUAUAUAUGUACAUGUACUGUAUUUUUAAUAUUUAAAGAUCCCCACACCCUCUGUAACAAAGUCUUAUAUUUCUAUGAAUUCAGAAUUGACUAGUUUUUAACAAGGUCUUUGCAUAAACUUUAUUAACUCUAAACUUGUUAAAGGGCAAAGAGCACUUCUGACCUCAUGGGCAACCCAGCUGAAAUGCCAAGUGCCAUCCUAAGUCCUUUUUGUUUUCCUGUGAUCCUCUGAAUGAUGUUUUGCUUGCCUGAAAUCCAUUGAGUCCCAGGGAUGUGAGGCCUCUGGAGUCAAGGGCAAAUGUGCUUCUACUCAAGGCUCAAGUGCUUCCUGCUGGAUUAGGACUAGGCAGCAUAAUUGAAUGAAGUUACUAUGUUUGGGAAAGCCUGGACUAAAGUUGUUGGCCACUUCCCUUCCUGGUAACACUGGUAUGGAGCUGUUCACCUGUGUGUGUGUGUGUGUGUGUGUGUGUGUGUGUGUGUGUGUGUGUUUAUACAUGUAUGAACCUGUGUAUGUUUUGGGAGAGAUACACAAGCUAUAUCAAUUACAGCUUUAAAGGUAGUGUUGUAUCAGUGUAGUCUAAACCUAAUAUGAGGGUGGGUGUCAAGGAGGUUAGAUUUAUUCACACAUUCCUAGUGUUUAGCCUGCCAUUCCACAGGAGCCCUGCACAUCAUGAUCAUGGAAUAUAUGUAAUUACUACUUAGGGAGCAGUGGUUUCAUGGAGAAGAAAUCCUUGAGCUUGGGGCUGAGAUUUUCACAAGCUGUCAUUAAGACACUGAGCUUUGAUACCUGUGAGAACCAAAAAAAAAAAAAAGGGGUGGGGGGACAAAACCUGAAGCU